Messenger RNA from Pipistrellus nathusii (Nathusius's pipistrelle), 1023 nucleotides. NCBI's taxonomy places the organism in Eukaryota, Metazoa, Chordata, Mammalia, Chiroptera, Vespertilionidae. The record is from the annotation of a GenBank genome assembly.
AUGCAACUUGUACCUGAUAUAGAGUUCAAGAUUACUUAUACCCGGUCUCCAGAUGGUGAUGGCGUUGGAAACAGCUACAUUGAAGAUAAUGAUGAUGAUAGCAAGAUGGCAGAUCUAUUGUCCUACUUCCAGCAGCAGCUCACGUUUCAGGAGUCUAUGCUCAAACUGUGUCAGCCUGAACUUGAGAGCAGUCAGACUCACAUAUCAGUGCUGCCAAUGGAGGUCCUGAUGUACAUCUUCCGAUGGGUGGUGUCUAGUGAUUUGGAUCUCAGAUCCUUAGAGCAGUUGUCACAGGUGUGCAGAGGAUUCUAUAUCUGUGCCAGAGACCCUGAAAUAUGGCGUUUGGCCUGCUUGAAAGUUUGGGGCAGAAGCUGUAUUAAACUUGUUCCAUACACAUCCUGGAGAGAGAUGUUUCUAGAAAGGCCCCGUGUUCGGUUUGAUGGAGUGUAUAUCAGUAAAACCACAUAUAUUCGUCAAGGGGAACAGUCUCUUGAUGGUUUCUAUAGAGCCUGGCACCAAGUGGAAUAUUACAGGUACAUAAGGUUCUUUCCUGAUGGCCAUGUGAUGAUGUUGACAACCCCCGAGGAGCCUCAGUCCAUUGUUCCUCGUUUAAGGACUCGGAAUACCAGAACUGAUGCAGUUCUACUGGGCCAUUAUCGCUUGUCACAAGAUACAGACAAUCAGACCAAAGUAUUUGCUGUGAUAACUAAGAAAAAAGAAGAAAAACCACUUGACUAUAAAUACAGAUAUUUUCGCCGUGUCUCUGUCCAAGAAGCAGAUCAGAGUUUUCAUGUAGGACUACAGCUGUGUUCCAGUGGCCACCAGAGGUUCAACAAACUCAUCUGGAUACAUCAUUCUUGUCACGUUACGUACAAGUCAACCGGUGAGACUGCAGUCACUGCUUUUGAGAUUGACAAGAUGUACACCCCCUUGUUCUUUGGCCGAGUGAGGAGCUACACUGCUUUCUCCGAGAGACCUCUGGAGAGCCUCGCACCCAGUCCUCUGUCAGUGUUGCAUGAAUGA